Messenger RNA from Magallana angulata, 2545 nucleotides. Its product is annotated as macrophage-expressed gene 1 protein-like. The record is from RefSeq and is a predicted model, not a curated record. Lineage: Eukaryota; Metazoa; Mollusca; Bivalvia; Ostreida; Ostreidae. The transcript has a single exon. The coding region runs from base 9 to 2174 and encodes 721 amino acids.
UUUUCGACAUGCCAACCAACAAAGCGUCGGCAAUGAAGCUGAUACUCUUGCUUUGCAGCUUAGUGUGCAUCGCUAACUGUAAUGCUGAAAAAAUUACCAAUGACAAUCCAAGGGCUUGCAAAUCGCCAAGUGGAGACAACCCACUCACGUUUGAAGUUCUUCCAGGCAUGGGAUGGGACAAUCUUGCAAAUGAAGAGAGAGGUAUGGUUAUAAAUUUGAAUUAUUCCCAAUGCAGAACCACGGACGACGGAACAUAUCUUAUUCCAGAUGACGUUCAUGUUAUUCCAAUUAAAUCAAGCCGGAUGAGUGUAUUUUCAAAGGUAUACGAUCACUGGUCUAAUUAUGAGUCCGAUACCUCUGGAUCAGUCAAUGCUGGAGGUUCUUUCAAAGGAUUUGCUUAUAAAGUUGCGGGCAGUAUGUCAGCUGAAUUUCAAAACGUUAAGAAGCAACAAGUUGAGAACAAGGCCAUUACGACGAAGGUGCAAGCAAAAUAUCACAGAUAUACUUCUAAGAUUCAGCCUGAUGCAGAACUUACACCAGUUUUCAGAGCACGGAUUUUAAGAAUAGCUGAUCACAUUCAACACGAUCGGAACAUGUCGGCCCGAUAUGAGAGCGAACUUUUAGUGCGCGACUUCGGUACACAUGUAAUAGGUUCAGUUUCUGCUGGUGCUUCCAUUGUCAAACUGGAUCAUAUAAAUUUGACUAUAUCUAAUAGUGAUACAGAAUUAAAGCGCCAGAUUGCUCUUUAUGCAAGUUUUUCCCAUUCCGGUUUUUUUGCCUCCGAAGAUGCAUCCAUGUCUGCUAAAUACCAAUGGUCGGAUUCGAAUUAUCAAAAAUAUAUGAGCAGUAUUGCAGAUUCUGAAAUCCGCACUUACGGAGGUCCAGUAAUGAAUCCAGAAAAUUUCACUUUAAGUAAAUGGACAGGGCAAAUUAGGAACGAUUUGGUUGCAAUUGAUAGGGAUGGACUUACGCUUGACUUUAUCAUAACACCACAAACCUUUCCUGAGAUUAGUGAGGGCAUUAUCCAAGAUAUUUCACAUUCCGUUCAAACGGCAAUAAUUACCUACCUUCGCCACAAUACCUAUACAGGAUGCACGGAUCUGGACUCUCCUAAUUUUAGCAUAAUUUCAAAUGCAGACGAUGGGUCAUGUCAAUUUCCUUUCUCCAAUCUGGUCUUUGGUGGAGUAUAUCAAGAAUGCAAAGUAGUUGAUUCAACUGACAACUCUCCAUAUUGUGAUGCAACAUUGGUAAAAAAUCCCCAUACAAAUGACUUAUCCUGCCCAGUAGGAUUCGAUGCUGCUCUCUUGCAGACCGGGCAAUACACAGUUCCACAUAACGAAAAUGAUUGUCACAGGUGCUAUAUUUUCUUUAAAUGCUGUACUUCGAAAACCUAUCUAACAGUUGUUGAGUACACCACCUAUUGGUGCUAUUCUAAAUUCCAGCAACUGGAAUAUAGAGACAAUGGGUUUCUGUUUGGGGGUUUGCAUGCUAUUGGAACAAACAAUAUAGCAACAGGGUCACAAUCGUGUCCUCCAAAUUAUUCCAGCGUAAAAAUUGCAAAUACUGCUUACAUUUGCAUGAGCGACGAUUAUGAAAACGCCGGACAAAACGCCAUUCCAUUUGCUGGUUUUUAUAGCAAACAGAAUGGAAAUCCCUUAUCAAAUACAAGUGCAGAUGGAAAAUCAUGCCCAAAAGGGUACAGUAGUCAUUUGGCGUAUAUCGAUAAUAUCUAUGAAAUUAUGUAUUGUAUACAUACGGCUCAAAUUAAAACAUCGGACCUAAAGCUUCCUAAUCUACAAAUCCCGCCUUUUGUCGAAAUACCUCGCGAAGAAUUUGAGACAUCAUCUUACAUGAUUUCUGAUGACUCCAAAACUUGGACAAAACUAAUUGAUCCAAAGAUGACCGAAUUCCAACCAGCAACAAAUAGCUGGACGACAUUAGACUCAGCGGAUGAUGUCGAACAACAUUUAAAAGGAGCCUUUAAACAGAAUACAAAAGAAACUAAGCUGAUGCAAUCUGGAAACGACAAAAAAAGUACCGAACUCUCGAACGGACAGGUUGCUGGAAUCUCUGUUGCAUCAACAACAGUUUUUUGUGUUUUGGUUGGAUUUGCUAUAUCAUUCUGGCGAAUGCGCAGAAGUCAAAACAACGGUUUUGAUAAUUUACAGUCCUAAAAGUGUAAAUGGGCUAAUUUCUAUGAACGGGAUUUCUAAUCAUAACAUGUUAAAGACGACUUAUAUCAUACCUGGCCAUCACAAAUGAAAAAAACAUUGGUUUCUGGUUUUUAAUUGAUAAAAUGCCAUACAGAUUACUGUGGUUUCAUCAAUAUUCGUUGAAUACCAAUUUUCGUGGAUUUCGUUGUUAAGUUGAUCCACGAAAUUGAAUGUUCAUUGAAGUUCAAUUUUAACUAACAUUUUGUAUUGAUAGGAUCAUUGGCCACGAAAUUACGUAUCCUUGAAACUGUGGUUUUCAGAAAAUCCACGAAAAUUGAUACCCACGAAAAUUAAUGAAACCACAGUAGUUGAUUAUGUAAACAAUAUGUGAU